UAAAGACAUUCACUAACCAAACUAAAUCGAUUGUACCAAUUCUCACAGGAACAGCAGAGACAAGAAAUGGAAAAAGUAAACAAAAGUGCAACGUUUAAACCUAAGGUGGGUUUUCUCAAAACAAUAACACAAUAAGUUACGAGGAAGUAACUAGCAUGCAAAUUGUGCCUAGCUGUGUUGCUGUAAGGGCUUGUUUGCGAAUUUCUUCUUCUGGUGCAUCUGAACGACUGGAUGAAAUAUUAAUGUUUUGAGUAUACAUGCAUGUAACCUCAACUAUAAACUCAUCCACUGGAUUCCACUCGUUCACAUCCAUCAGAAGAAAAUCGCACCUUAAAUCGCAACAACCUGUUGCACUAUUAAACAUACCCAUCGAAAAUUGAAAUAAUAUUUCUUAUCUAACCGAACCACCUUAUUUUGACAAACCCUAUAUGGCUAUAUGAGUCCAUAUGGGCAAUUGGUCAUUACUAAAAACAAAUAGGUACACGGUUUCAGCACCUCUGGUUUCAGCAAGUAGCUAUUCCAUUUAUUUGCGUCCUAAUAUAUGCAAAACUACUACAAAUUAUGAGAAGAAUUAACAUUAUUUUUCACUUGACAACUGUCGGCUACCACCGUGAUAAUGCUUUCAGCGUAAACCCGCCUUUAUUAAAGGAAAUAGGUAAUAACAGUGCUAAUGAGCAUGCUGACGUACAGAAGUCAAUUUAAACAUUAUAAAAUACUUAAAUAGUAUGUCUAAUAGUAUAUGCUUACGUAAAACGAAACUGAAUCAUAAGAAUUAGAAAAUGCCAGAAACACUUUUAAAAUGGUUAAAAGAGUGUAAACAUAAUUAACGUAUUUUAGCCAUUCACAGAAUUUGAUGAUGCAUGUAAUUGGUUGCUUCUGCGGCUAUUAAGUUUUGGCGGGAAAGUCUAGCCAUGGCCCCCGUUUUCUUAACUUUUUGCUGACUUUUAACAAUGAAACCCCAUUUUUACCUUUUGAACUAUAGAAAAAAGAAUAGUGUAAAUAGGUUUCACUUGUUUAUAAAAACUUUGAGUUAUACGGUUACGCAAGAAAGAAACUAUUAAACUUACACAAUAUAAAGGAAUGUUGUUUUGACUGCUUGAUGCAGUAAAGCAGACAAGAUUAACAAUUGGAGUUUAGCAUAAGAAUAAAAUACCUGCUUAUCUGUAAGUGUUAUAUAUUAUGGUUAUUUUUAACAUUUACUUUAAUAGUUUCAGCACGUAUAAGAGCUGCAUUUUUUAACAAAUUUUGAUCAAUUGUGAUUAUAAUCCUUAGUUUAUAUUGUCUUUGUAAACCUAAUGUAUUCAAUGCAUUCAAAUAAUUAUGUUAUUGUUAUCUUUAUCUAAGCCUACAAUAUAGACACUUUUCAAACCAAAAACAGACCACACAUACAUCUACAUAACUGCAUGCAUUCUUCUAUGCUUCAAAUGUUAGACUUCCUCUCAGCGCUACUGGUUUCAUUAAGGCAAUAUAAGCCUACAAGAUAGACACUUUUCAAACCAAAACAGACCACACAUACACCUACAUAUGACUGCAUUCUUCUAUGCUUCAACUGUUAGACUUCCUCUUAGCCCUACUGGUUUCACAGUAUUUAUAAGCCAAUGUAAGCCUACAAUAUAGACACUUUUCAAACCAAAAACAGACCACGCAUACACCUAAAUAUGACUGCAUUCUUCUAUAUGCUUCAAAUGUUAGACUUCCUCUUAACCCUAUUUAAGGCUGCAUGGUUUAUGCGCUGUAACAUUUGCGAUAUACAACUUAUCUGUCUUUGAAAGAGGGAAGAGGCUUAUACAUUAUUUUCCACGUCGAAGUAUACCAAAGCGUUCCUCAAAUGCCUAACAACGUUGAAAACAAAGAAUAAACAUAGUCAAAUGAAUGUGUAGUAUAUGUAAACGUGGCGCAUCGAGCUGCUUACUCCUGCUGCGUGCAAUUGAAUUGCUGUCAUUCCGCCCAUACAUUCCGCCUUUGACAUCGCACAGUACAAAUUUAUUAAAGUAUCUUUGUACUGCACGUAUCAUUUGUAAAUUAUAUAACAAUACGUCGCAAAAUUGCAUCUCUAUUUUAUCGAAGACCUUGAAGUAUUCGUGUAUAUAUGAAUGAAAUAAUGUUCGCUAUAAGAUCAGUCUAAUGUUGGCUUGCUAUUUUGAGACAAUUAAGUGAGGAACAGUGCAUGUUAAUGGUUUUGCAUGUGCAUUUGCUGCAAUAAACCGUACGAGUCGUCUAAUAAGUUUUAAUUUCCCUUCGUUGCAUGUGAGAAGUUAUACAGAGUAAACGACCAAAAGAAACCGGCGUAUAAAAUACGGAAAAGUGUGUUGAAAAACGAGGCGCUAGCCAAGUUUUUUUUACAUACUUUGAGGUGUUUUAUACGCCAGCAAGAAAUAGCUUUCGAGUUUGUUAUAUAUCACUUCUCAAACGGACUUGUAUUUAAAGAUAAAUUCAAAGCGAUAGUUGAGCGAACUUUGUGCGUUAAUUACCACGUUGUAUCAAGACAACGAAACGGUACCGGUUUCAUUUGUGUUUCGCUCCAGAGAAAAGUGCUUCGAAAAACACUACUGGUCUGGAAGUAAGACCAGACCACUCACAAGCUAUGCAGGCGAAAUUGGGAGUUGGGAGUAAAAAAUUUGGCUAACGUUGUUUACAGCGUUGCUACCAAAUUGAGAACUUUGGAAAGCUAACAUGCCUAUUUACGAUUGUUCUAGUUUUUAGGGUUGUACGACGGCCGGAUAAACGAGGAUGAGAGUUGAUAAGAAUUGAUAAGAGUUGCAACUCUCACUCGCGUUUAACUGUCAAGUCUCAUCGACUCUUAUGCACUUUUAUCAGCUCUUAUUAACUUUGAACUGGUUCAAAUUUUAAUGAGAGUUGAUAAGAGUUUUUGCUAUCGCUCGGUAAUAUAUGCAGUCAACACUCACAAACUUUCAUGCAACUGUUGUUCUCGUUUGACCGGGGCAUGAGAGUUGAGAUAGCUCUCAUGCCAACUCUCGUUUCUCAACUCUUGCCAACUCUCAUUCUCGUUUGACCAGGGCUUCACACACAACCUGCACUUUACUUCGCCCACGCAAUGUGGGCCUAGAUGAAAAUUACUUCGUGUAACUCUAGUCACCCUGUUUAAAUAAAGUGUUUAUUAUUAUUAUUAUUAUUAUUAUUAUUAUUAUUAUUAUUAUUAUUAUUAUUAUUAUUAUGUCUAAAUCCAAAUAUCCUUUCUUACAUUACAGUUGUUACAGGGUCGCCAGGGUGUGCAGGGACCCAUAGGCCCAAAGGGUCCAAUAGGUGAUCAAGGACCGAAAGGGAUACAAGGUAUACAAGGACCUCAAGGUAUCCCUGGUAUGGGAAAUGUAUCCAGAUGUACACACAAAACCAGAAACAGUUUAUCCACGGUAUUGAAGAUCGGUAUGGAACUAAACACUCGGGCAAAUGUCGUAUAUAAUGAACCCCAGGUACACUAUCGAUAUAUUUCUACUUUAAAAAUGAUUUGAUAGAAGCCAAUUGACAAAGGAUGGUAACAAGCAAAGAGAUUUAGCGAAGUAAAUAGUACAUAUAAGCAAUAUAUAGUACUGUUUUUUUCACUUCCUGUACUUGGGAAGCGCACUUUAAAAAGUGACCCAAAAUCGACAAUACGUUUUCUCAAUCUGAUUUUGUUUUGGGGUGGAGAGAAUUCAGUUCAGUUGCAGUAAAGUUGCGACGGCCUAGGAUAUAAGAUGUAGCCUAUUCCCGAUGGUCACUUGGAGCUUAAUUUAAGAAUUAAGGAUAAAUAAAUAAAUAAACUUACACGCUGCCUUAGUUUGCAACAAUUCCCGUUAAAUUUUAUUUUUCCAUGGCUGCUAUUAGGAUAUAGGUGACAAAGAUGUAGAACAGUAUCAAUUUAGUGAUUUACAGUUUUACUUCUUAAAACAAAUGAUAAUUGUAAGGUCUGUAACACAGGUUACCAAAACCUGAGACAUUUUACUCUUUCUUAAGGGUAUGAAAGUAAUGGCAGCAACAUGUUCCACGUCACACGAAAAAGGAUCCGGUGCUGCUUAUUUAUUAACUAAGGAAGUCAAUGGGAUAUUACGGUACACUUGUGAAUGUGCAGGGAUUUCUGCGUAUGGAUUAUUUAAACCAGUAAAAAAGAAUCGUAACGGUCCCAGGCAAAUGGAAUGUAUUAUUCAUAUUUGGGAGUGUCCGUUGUAAAGGUAGCUGCUUCUCAAGUUAUGAUUUGGAUUAUAUUAUCAAGUAAAUAUUUCCGAUUGGUGCAGGUUAUUAAUAUAAAACGUUUCCUAAGAUAGCUUCAACAACCUCGUUCCAGGCCUUUUCUCACGCGGUUUUGGUAAGUACAUUUCCGAAUCAGACAAAUGAACCUAUUGCCUAACAACCAAAAUUUUGAUCUCAACCGGUCUAGACAAACAUUUCACCACAGCUUGAAAGAGCGUCACAAAAUUAGUAAUAUUCCGAAGUUUCGUUGCGAAAUGUUGUAAAAUGCGGAUAAUAUAACCCUGCGAAGUUUGCCGUUUUUCACUCAUUUUGUAUUACGCACGGGAAAUUGAUACCGCUUUCUGAAAAAAGGUAUAGACUUCGUGCUAUAUGUGACUUCGUGCUAUGCAUGUGGAUUGUUUUAUUGCCCGGAGCGGGCUUGAUUAGACGUUGUCAUUGAAGAAAAUUGAGAUAUUUUUGCAAAAAAUAAAUUUUUAAAAAGAUUACAAACAUGAAAAGAAAAUUUUGUAUAGAAAGAUUUGUUAUAUAUUUAUUUAUAUAUAUAUAUAUAUAUAUAUAUAUAUAUAUAUAUAUAUAUAUAUAUAUAUAUAUAUAUAUAUAUAUAUAUAUAUAUAUAUAUAUAUGAUAUAAAUUUAUUUUGAAAAAUAUUAGUCAAAUAACAGCACAAUUCAGAAAAUGUACAUAUGUGACCAAAACCGUGCAAAAGUGGCCUGGGAUGAGAUUGUGAAGCUAUCUUGGGAAAAGUCCAUUAUUAGCUCUAAGCCUAAGGGUUAUAAUUUACACACUGUGCAACUUGUCAGGCCGAUUUCAGAAUUACUGUCUGGUGUCAUUCUGGGGCUGGUUGUAUAAAACUCCUAACUACGUUUUACCACUAUUUUGUAGUUAAAUAGUAUAGUUAACUCUAAUAUAUGCGGUUUUGAUUGGUUAACUUUCUCACUAUAAACUGUAGUUAACUUUAACUACCUUUUCAUACAUUUCUGCAUUUUAUACAACCAGCCCCUGACGUUACUGUCCAACUGUUAUAUGAGGUUUAUCAUGAAUUUUCAAAUAUCUUAAAAAACACAUUACAAAAAAACAAAGUCUUGACUCAUGUGAGAUUUCAAUAUGUGAAUCAAACAAGACAAGUUUUUGACUAUUUUGAGAGAUUAUUACAUUCUAAACUUUAUUUAAUAUGUCAUUCUGCCUACACUACUCAAUCUCAGGGUCAAAAACUUGUCAUUCGUAUACUGAAUUCUCCAAACGGCAAUUUCUUCGGAAUAAGAAACAGCAUGAUUAGUUUUCAGUCUGUAAGUCUAGUCAUAUCAGAUAUCAUUACAGUGAAGUUAAUCUAAUAAGCCCACAAAUUGCAGUGUGGAUUUUCACAAUCUACCUAGUAUCGGUUUCCAAAAGUUCAUACGCUCUUAAACUAUUUCAACAGGUUUCGAAAAAAUUUAACUAAAUAGCCAGUUUAGAAAUAUUGAAGAAAUGCAAAGAAAAAGAAUGUUUAGAUACUAAUAUAUUAUAUUUUUUUAAAAAAGAGUUUAUAUUGAAAGAUAAACAUGUCUAGUAUAUUGUCUACAUUUCAAUAAGUGGACAGCACCCAAUCUCAUAGGAAUUGAAAUACAAAAAUCAGGAGCCAUGUCAUCGUCAGUGUCAAAUUCAAUGAAAGAUAAUGAGAUUCUUUUGUUGAAAUAUAACUGCCGACAUGCCUGCUUGCAUAUCAACCUGAAAACAAUCUCCACUUGUUAAAACGAUUUUUACAAACGGGUAGUUUUGUUCUCGAAUGAAAAUACAUUUUAGCAAUUCAUUCAAUGUACAGUCAGAGAAAUUGGUAAAUAUGUUAUUAUAAUAAACUAAUAUGUAAAUAAUUUGAAUAUGUUUCUGGAAUGAGAAAUUUAAUUGUAUAAUACUAACCACUUGUAAUUAUUAAUAUUUUGAUGAAUAAAAUUGUAUCUGAUUUUGGU
This is a messenger RNA of Paramuricea clavata, 6128 nucleotides long. NCBI's taxonomy places the organism in Eukaryota, Metazoa, Cnidaria, Anthozoa, Malacalcyonacea, Plexauridae. The record is from the annotation of a GenBank genome assembly.